Molecule: messenger RNA, 5213 nt
Organism: Haliotis rubra (blacklip abalone)
Lineage: Eukaryota; Metazoa; Mollusca; Gastropoda; Lepetellida; Haliotidae
Product: unhealthy ribosome biogenesis protein 2 homolog
Exons: 30
Coding region: 11-4609 (1532 amino acids)
Biological process (GO): ribosome biogenesis
Cellular component (GO): nucleolus
Source: RefSeq, a predicted model, not a curated record
CCCCUUCAAUAUGGCGUCCUACACAGGUUUGUUCAACAAGAUCAAGGACAAGACCUGCAGCCUUGAGGACCGUCUGAAACUGGUUCACUUUGCCUGGUGUUCCAACCUUGUCUACAUUCCCAACAAGCAUUCUGUCCUCAUAGACGUGGUAGCUGGGCUCAUCGUCAAUAGGAAGAAGUACCAGAUCACAGAUGACGAUGUUGCAUGUGUGUGGCAGUGUCUGUACAGCAUCCUCCACAGCCGUGGGUGUUCAGAGGAAGGGGGACACAACAUCCUUGUCAAACCCUCGCUGGGACAGGUAAUUGUAGAUGCUCUCCAACGCUGUGUGCUACAUCCUGGAGACAGGCAGCUGAUGAGACACGUUGUGGGCAGCUGUCAUGUCGUCAUCACCUCCAAGCACCUGUCAUACAUCCUCACAGCCAAGUAUGACACCCUGGCCAGCCUCUUGUGCAGUGUGAGCCAACUGUGUGUACUGGAGGACUGUGAUGAUGUCACCACCCUGUAUUCCAUCCUGACCCAUGUUAUACGAGCAUAUUCCACGGCUCAGGCCGCUCACCACAAUCACAGACAGGUGCUGCAGACAACAAUUGACAAAUUGUUGGUUCCUCUGAUGCUGUUUUGCCAUCAAGUAACCAGUUGCCGUGGUGAUCAUGAUGCCACCAAACCUCUAAAAGAAGACUUGUACCAGUGCCUGUUUACAGCCCUCUUCAACAGCUCUCACAGAGAAAUGUAUCACAGAUAUCUGAAUGCUGGCAAGGGAGGCGAUAAAACAGGCAAUGAAGGUUGCAAACCACUAGAAAAUCUGUUUGGCACAUUGAGAAACCUACUAAAUGGCAAGACUGGAGACAAGGUCGUGAAAGUGUCAUGUGACUGGACGGUGGUUUUGUCCGGCUUCCUGCCUAGGUUCCUGGCAGCCUUCCUUAAUGUCCAUGACAAGACCCUGUGUCAGAAGAUGCUGCAGCAUCUCUGCAGUCUGAUUGGUUUAGAUCCUGACAGUGCUGCCCCCUGUGGGAAGCUGGAGACACUGCUGGUGAUGAGGGCUGCCUCCGCCAUGUUGAAACAGGUCAAGGAUGCUGAUGUCUACAACGUUGCCAAGGACAACGAGUCUGGGGGAAGUCAGCUGAAGUUCUACAGGAAGCUGGCCGAGAUCCUCCUCGCCAUGCCAGUGGAGGAUGCAUGGUAUGAGACGGCCUUGACCUUGCUGCAGAUGAAUCAUGGGAUACUUGAGCCAAAGAUGUCUCACGUGCUCACACACGGUUGGCUGACAGUUACACAGACAUCCAGCAGCUCCCAGUUGAGUAACUUCCUGUGCGAGCUGUUCAACACGUACUUCAAACUGAGGCAGAUGCCCAAGCUCGUCACAUACAUAACAUCUGCCAUAUUUGACAGCAACAACUACCUCAGCAGCCUCGUCUGCCCAAGAGUCUUCACCGAUAGGUUCCAUGAAGUUGUGCAGGGGCUGCCACAGACCACCGCGGUCGACAUCUGGGGGAAGCUGGUCGGAGAGAUGAAGACACGCUACAUCGAGCCUCUCAUGGAGAAGUCAGAAGAUGUGGGGUUGUCCAGCAAGUUGCGGUGUGUGGCUACAGUACUGAGGCUGUACCUGGGGGGUGUCAAGAUGGCCGACUACACCAUCACGGAGGCGACUGCCCGGACUGCCCACCAGCUGAUGUCCCAGAUGGAGAGUGAAGUCCUCCAGCCUCUCUAUGGCCUGGUCACUCAACAGGGAGAAGAGCUCUUAGAUUCAGCUCUCUUCUUGAGCUACACAUGGGGAGAGCUGAAGCUGUUGCUAGCUUUGUAUGACAAGAAAUACAGAGCUGGCCUCACACUCAGCACAGACACAGUUUCCCAUCCACAUGACCUUGAACUGGUUCAUCCCUACCUUACUGCAGAGAGGUGGCAGAAGAUACAUAAGAAAGUGAAGAAGUCACAGAAUAAAGGCCUGCAGUACUUGCUGGACUUGCUAAGCAUCCAGAAGCUGAAGGCUCUCCUACUGUUUUCUACAGAACAAAACACGACUGAUGAAAACAUACAGAUGGCCAUCGACAGGAUCGUCAACCUCCCAGCAGACGUCACUGAUGAUCACCGUAGUGCAUCGUGGGACGGACAGCCGUGUAGUAUAAAGGGAGACAACUGUGUGGUGUCAAACUGGCAGAUGCUGGUGUCCAACCUUCCAGUUUUGGCUAAGAGCCUGUCAACUCAACACUGUGAGAAGAUAGCCAAGUUCAUGGUGGGCACAGCUGGAGACCAGGACAAGACAAGCUGCUUGAAUUUAGCAUCUCUUACGAAUAAUCUUCUUGUGGCACCAGUUACCAUGGAAACCAGGAACUUGCAGUCUUGUAUCAUGGCAUCACUGUGGCCACAACUUGCACCAGGUCCAGGCCCUGGGAAGAGUCCAAAGAAGAAGAGAAAAUUAUCCCCUGGAGUAACCAUGGUGAUUGAGGGCCUCUCAGAGCUUGGUGCCAUGAAUCCUGACGGUCCUCAGAAAACAGACAAUGAAUACCUGGCUGAGUUGAAAGGAGUUGCCUCCCUUGUUACAAAGACCUUGUCCACCUCAGAGGAACCUCUGGACCUCCAUCCUCGACAGCUGCAGCUCCUGAAGAUCUUGGAGAAGCUGCCUCUAGAGUUCCUGUCUCCGUCGGAGAGGGUGCGCUGUUUCUGUGGUCUGUCGCUGCUGGCAUCCUGCACUGCAAACAACUCCACCAUCAUCCACCUGCUCACCACCCUCCUCGACGGUGUGGGGCCCAUGGCGGUGUUCCAGAUAGUCAGUGCAGACGUCUUCCUGACGUGGCUGACCACACUGUGUCAUGACACCCAGUCCACAGAUUCUCCUACACAGGUGUUGGUUGACAAGACUUGUCAGGUGAUAGUCAGGGAUUUCCUCGUCAUCACCAAGAUGGAGUCGUACAUCACGAAGCUGUGUGCUGACCUGGAGCUCUGCUGUGGCCACCUCCAUCACAAGAAGAUCCAAAAGGCCUCCAACCUUGAGAAGUCCAAGUUCACGCUUGCCUCAGCAUUUCUCAAACAUGUCACUGUGCAAUUACAGAAACAAACACUGCCAUCAGCAAUCCGCGUCUGCUACAGGGGGAUCUUCAUCAAGUUGUCGUCUGCCAUCAACACCAUUAUCAGCACCCUCAGGGCUGUGCCAAACAAGAAGACAGUUGUCUCCCCUUCCUCCUAUUUGAUCAGCUGCUUCAGAUUUGUUGUCAACCAAUCAUGUAUGGACUUUGGAAAGGAAGUGAAAAGGAAAGAGAAAGAAGCUGUUGCUAUGGAGAUCGAUGAAGAUGCAAAGCCAGAUGUCGAAACAGGGAGUCUGGAUGAGAGUCUCACUCAAAACAUUGAGUUCGUCAUAAAGAGAAUGACAGAUGACAUUGGACAAGAGAAUGGCUGUGACAUUUCUUCGCUUGAGUUUAUCCAGAUGGCAUGCAACCAUCACCAACUCCUCAAGUCAGUCUUGACGUCUGCUGCUGUACACAAACUGUAUGAGGUGCUGAUGUCGGCUGUCACCAGGUCACAUGACCAACAUAAACUGAUGAUGUCAUCAAAACCUGUGAAAGGAGUUACACCUGACAAAACAGGGUCUGAUGACAGUGGCCAGAAAGCUGACUCAUUGUACAGAAGUGUGAAGAAUCUACUUGAUGGGCAUGUACCAACACAGAAAACAUCGCUUCACAGUCCUGUCCUGGAAGAGCAAGAUGGCUCCAGUCAACCACACAGUUUAAUGUCAGCACUCCAGGGUACUCUGGCUGCAGUUAUUACUUCCUGUGACCUUGACCUCUUCAAGACCAUUUUGGCAAACCUGGUGGACUCUACGUGUCCAAGCCUGUUAUGGACCCAGGAAGACAAAAUGCUGGCAGCCAUGACAGUUUGGGAGAAGCUCCUUGCAGGGCUUUUAACUGAAGAGCAGAGUGUGGAGGUUACAGUGGCUGCUCAACAUAUAUUGAUGAACUACCAGAGCAGUCUGGAACAGCUCCACUGUCUGCCAGUCGACGCCGCCAUCCGCCAGGCUCUGCCGAUAGUCCGCUCACAGACAGCCAUGUUGAAUUAUGGAUAUACAUUGAUACCUCGACAGACCUCCGUUCUCUGCCUUCAUGGAUGUCCAGUCAUACCACUAGAGGGCAGCACCUACAGCUCCUAUAUCCCAGCAUGCAUUGCUGUACAGGAAGUGUUGGGUGCUCUCAUCAUACACCACCCUAAUGCUGUCCUGUCUGUCAUUCCCAGCUACGUCGCCAACAUCAGACAUCUCCUGGUGUCUGUCAUCCAACAUGGCUGCCAGGACAAGCUGGCUUCAGAUCCACAGUACGUGGAUGGCAUGGUCCACUGUGCCAACCAACUUACCAGACUACUAAGCCUGCUGCAGCCAGUCAAGGUGGAGUUCAGCAAGGUGGCUGUGUACCUGCUUGCUGACUAUACCUGUGAGGUUCAGAACGUCACUCUGCUCCCAGCAGUCAAGAAAGCCCUGCUACCUGGCAUCUACAUCUUGCUGGACAUUGCUGACCGCUUCCAGAUUGCACAGCUGCUGGCUGUCCUGCCCCACGGGACGAAGGACGUGUUUAAGCUGAUGUACACUGAAUACACCAAGUACCACAAGUACACAGGAAGAGUGUAAUGUCCUCCACCAAAUACAAAGAGUGUAUUAAAGCUCAUGAAAACCAGAUACCCCAAGUUCAAGAGAAGGGUAUGAACAAUGACCCGUGGAUGUUUAAAACACAAAUCAUAAAGGCAGCAGGAGGGACUGGGAUAGCCAUGAGCUCAGUCUCUUGUCUGACGUUAUUGUGGUCCUGUGAUGAAAUAUGUGACGAAAUGUGCUGCAGUAGGUCCUUACAUACACCUGACUGACUGACUCACUCACUCACUUGGGCCGGUGGGGUAGCCUUGUGGUUACAGCGUUCGCUUGACACGCCGAAGACCUGUGUUUGAUUCCCCACAUGGGUACAAUGUGUGAAGCCCAUUUCUGGUGUCCCCUGUUGAUAUUGCGGAAAUAUUGCUCAAAGUGGCGUAAAAAUAAACUCACUCGCUCACUGUUGAUCUGUUGUGUCUCGAUGAGUUGUUAAGUGCAGACUGUGUACUCGCAUCCGGUGAUACUGCAGGUAUAAUGAUGGUCGGUCACAUCAGUUGGCUGGGAUCCAGUCUACAUUUUGACUUUUGUUUGUACAGUGUUUAUGUACAUGGAGAAAUAUUUCUUAUGGCAUAAAAUUUGGAUGUUUUUUAAA